AUGGCAAGCCAUCAUGAGGUUGCCGCCCGUUAUUGGGGUCACUUGAUUCAGCAGGACAAGAAACCGUCUCCCGUCUUACAACAACUACUGCUCGGGCUUGCAAAGUACAUCCUAACAUGCUUGCAGAAGAAACAUGUCGCUCCCUGGGACGUCGACUGCCUCACCCCUCCCAAGCUAGCUACCUUCUACCGACUUGUGGGCGGCGACUACGAUCCCCUGUUCCUGGACACCCAAGACUCGUCUCUGUCCUUCAUCUACCAGUCACUCGGCUGUUUCCAUACUCUCCAGCCCACCAAAGACCCGUACACAUCACCCACAGUACCCGCAUUGACAGCACGCGGCUUUGUGAAAUGGCAGACCAUGCAAUUGCUGCUUGAUCCGGCAGAACAUGUGCCAUUCCUACAGGAAGCUGUGAAGCGUUUUGACUUGGUCAAUUCGCAAGAUGGCGAACCAUUUCCCAGCUUACUCCCUCGAGAGGCUUUACCGAUGAAGCCAGACAAAGCCAUGGUGGACUGGCAUGACCUGGUAUCUGAAAAGCUCAUGCUGGAUGUUAAAGCAUCGCGAGAGCCCACAAAGACCCCCCCAGACCUCCCUUGGCCCUGA
Messenger RNA from Bacidia gigantensis, 603 nucleotides. RefSeq lists its product as uncharacterized. The transcript has 2 exons. NCBI's taxonomy places the organism in Eukaryota, Fungi, Ascomycota, Lecanoromycetes, Lecanorales, Ramalinaceae. The record is from RefSeq and is a predicted model, not a curated record. The coding region runs from base 1 to 603 and encodes 200 amino acids.